Paramecium pentaurelia is the source of this 1560-nucleotide messenger RNA. NCBI's taxonomy places the organism in Eukaryota, Ciliophora, Oligohymenophorea, Peniculida, Parameciidae. The record is from the annotation of a GenBank genome assembly.
AUGAAUUGCACUCAACAUAUAAAAUUUCCAAUAACUUCCAUUUGUAUUGCCCCUCACUAAUGCUAAUGCAAAAGAAAACUUUGCAUUGAUUGCCAAUAUCAACAUGGAGUUGAUAUUAUAUAUACAGUACCGACUCAUAGAUUUAGAGAUAUGGUUAUAAAGGAAAUAAAAGAAUCUAAGAUUGAUCAAAAUCCUGAAUUCACCGAAUAAAGAAAGAAUUUUUUAAAGAUUCUCUCUCAAAUUGAAAGCAUGCUUAAGAAUACUUGGCAAAAGUUAAAUGAAUCAAUCAAAAAAAUAUAUGAUACAAUUGAAAUGUAGGAUAAAUCAUUUUUGAAAAUCAUGAACGACAAUUUCAAUCCUAAAGAUUUGUCAAAUACUGACUUAGAGAAAUUAGUAUAAAUUGUAUAAGGAAAAAAAUUAAACGAAUGGAAAACAUAGAAGAAUUCUUAUUUUUAGAAGUUAUAAAAUUUAAAGGAGUGUUUGGAGAAAGCAAUUUAGGCUUCUAAUGAUAAGUUGAAGAAAGACAUGAAAGAAAAUGUUCCAUUAGAUAUUAAAGCAAAAUAAUAAUAAAAUAUAAUUGAAACUCCAUCUUAACUCAUUCUUAAACCAUUUAGUUAUUAGAUAAUAUAAGCUAAUUCUAUUAAAUAACAAGAAUCUUGUUGGGCAGUUGCUAUUAUUAAAGAUUGUUCACUUAUAGCAAUAGUGUGUAAUAAAUUAAUUAAAAUAUAUGAAUUCAAAUAAGGAAUGGUGAAAUUAAAUCAAGUUUUAAAUUAACAUUAGAGUGAUGUUUACACUUUAAAUUUUAUGAAAUAAUCAAAUUAAUUGAUUUCUGGAGAUUAAGGAUCUAUUUUGAUUUGGUUAUAUAAUAAUAAUAAGAAUUCAUGGAUUUAUUCAUAAACUAUUAAAGGUCAUAGUAAUUGUAUUAGAUGCAUUAUUUUGAAUAAUCGUGAAGAUCUCUUCAUAUCUAGUAGUAAUGAUAAGACGAUUAAGUUUUGGGUUAAAAAGAAUCAAUGGAUCUGUUAAUAAACUAUUACAGAUCAUAGUAGUGAUGUCUAUUAAUUAAGUUUAAAUGAUUUACAAAAUCAAGUUAUAUCUUGUGGAGAGGAUAAAUUGAUAUUAGUAAUUGAGUAAUCAGAACCUAAUAAAAAUUGGAUUGUAAAAUAAAAAAUACAAGUUGAUUGUUAUGGAUAUCGAUUAUGUUUUAUCAACAAUAAUCUAUUCACAUUUUAACCUAAGUAUGGAAAUUUGAUGUAUGUUUAUGAGAUGAAUAGUGUAAGUAAAUAAUUCACAAAAUCAAAAGAUAUUACAAUAUAUCAAGGAAAUGAAGGUUGUCGAUUAUUUCCAUAAUAAUUUAUUAAAUAAAAAUAAUUACUUGUGAAUAAGCAUGACAAAUAUGUAAAUUUAAUAAGAUUUACAGAAAAUGCUGAAUUUAAAGUUGAGUAAUCUAUUGAGUUUAGCACAAAUUAUGUAUAUGGAUAAUUGAGUGAUGAUGGGUAAUAUUUGAUUACUUGGGAUUAGACAUAAUAGGAAAUAUAAAUAAGGAUAUUCAAAGAAUAAUGA